This is a messenger RNA of Hirsutella rhossiliensis, 900 nucleotides long. RefSeq lists its product as hypothetical. The coding region runs from base 1 to 900 and encodes 299 amino acids. The transcript is spliced from 2 exons. Lineage: Eukaryota; Fungi; Ascomycota; Sordariomycetes; Hypocreales; Ophiocordycipitaceae. Gene Ontology annotation, molecular function: GTPase activity. The record is from RefSeq and is a predicted model, not a curated record.
AUGAGUAAGUUUGGCGCCAUGGUCAUGGGCCCGGCCGGCGCCGGAAAGUCCACCUUUUGCGCCGCCCUCAUCACCCACCUCCAGCUCAACCGUCGCUCCGCCUUCUACGUCAACCUCGAUCCCGCCGCCGAGUCCUUCGAGCACCAGCCCGACCUCGAUAUCAAGGAGCUCAUCUCCCUCAAGGACGCCAUGGAAGAGGCCGGCCUGGGUCCCAACGGGGGCCUCAUAUACUGCUUCGAGUUUCUCAUGGAAAACCUCGACUGGCUCACCGAAGCCCUCGAUAGCCUGACCGAGGACUAUCUCAUCAUCUUUGACAUGCCCGGCCAGAUCGAGCUCUACACCCACAUCCCCGUCCUGCCUACUCUCAUGAAGUUCCUCUCCCAGCCCGGAUCCCUCGACGUCCGCAUGGCCGCCGUCUACCUCCUCGAGGCCACCUUUAUUGUCGACCGCGCAAAGUUCUUCGCCGGCACCCUGAGCGCCAUGAGCGCCAUGCUGAUGCUCGAGGUCCCCCACAUCAACGUCCUGUCCAAGAUGGACCUGGUCAAGGGCCAGGUCAAGAAAAAGGACCUCAAGCGAUUCCUGACGCCAGACGUCGGCCUGCUCGAGGACGAUCCCGCCGAGCGCACACAGCGCAUAGCCCAAGGAGCCGAUGCCCAAGACGACGAGGCCAAGCGGCCCGACGAGAGGGACCAGGUCAUGAAGGGCGCCAGCUUCCGGAGGCUGAACCGGGCCGUGGCCGGCUUGAUCGAGAGCUUCAGCAUGAUCAACUAUCUGAAACUGGAUGUGACAAACGAGGACAGCGUCGGCGCCAUCCUAAGCUACAUCGACGACUGUAUCCAGUUCCACGAGGCACAGGAUCCCAAGGAGCCCAACGACGAGGAGUUUGAAGACGAGGAGUAA